AUGCCAGCAGCUGCAACAGAAGCUGCGACUGGAGGAGUUGGCAGCAAAGGGGCGCAGCGCCGGCGAGAGCAAGCAGGAAGCUGCGAGCCCUCCGCAAGUCGGCCUUGGUUGGGCGACAUCCGUUUCGACGGAAUAAAGGUGCGCGACGGCAAGUCUUCGGACGCGGCAGUGGUGCGCACGCUGAACGAGGGCCACAGGGUCCUCGUAGCGGAGCGCAGCAAGUCCGCCCGUAUCACGAUACCCAGCAAAGGCUGGGUCAAGCUUCAGAAGCACAGCGAGCCCGUGCUGCAGCAGGAGGCCUGCGACGUGCGCAAGCCAGGUCAGGAAUCCGCGACGACGCAAGUUACCAAUAGUGUCCUGCAGCGUCUGGGGGUGAUGAUGCCGAAGCCGGAGGAGGAGCGCCUGAUGCUUGCCUUGUAUCUCAUGCAAGUCCUCACUGAUUGCAGCACGGGACCCUUCGUCAUCUCCCGUUCCUGGCGUCUUUCCGUGCAUCGCUUCUUGUAUUUCUCUCCGAAAACUCUUGGCAGUCAGUGUUGA
This is a messenger RNA of Symbiodinium sp. CCMP2456, 537 nucleotides long. NCBI's taxonomy places the organism in Eukaryota, Dinophyceae, Suessiales, Symbiodiniaceae. The record is from the annotation of a GenBank genome assembly.